Messenger RNA from Etheostoma spectabile (orangethroat darter), 2411 nucleotides. RefSeq names its product forkhead box K2b (gene foxk2b). The record is from RefSeq and is a predicted model, not a curated record. Gene Ontology annotation, molecular function: DNA-binding transcription factor activity, RNA polymerase II-specific; RNA polymerase II cis-regulatory region sequence-specific DNA binding; protein binding. The transcript has 9 exons. Gene Ontology annotation, biological process: regulation of transcription by RNA polymerase II. Lineage: Eukaryota; Metazoa; Chordata; Actinopteri; Perciformes; Percidae. Bases 227 to 2053 code for a protein of 608 amino acids.
GCUCUGUUUGGUUGGAUCUAUCUGCUACCCUUUCUCUCGGCGGUGGGUCGGAGCCGCUGUCCCUGGCCUCGCAUGUUCCCCUCUAAAUUCCUGUUUUGAAUUCGAUGCCCCUCUUGUAGAUUUGAUCCAUUUACACGCCUCUGUAAGGCCACAGUUGGGCGUCCAUACACCGGUGUUUUAUUUGUCCCAGUAACGUUAUUAGUCGUUUAAAGACUUUGACCCGAACAUGGCUGUGGUGAGCGGAUCGUCUGGGCCGGUUGCCCGGCUUGAGGGCCGUGAAUUCGAAUACAUGAUGAAAAAGCGCUCGGUGACCAUCGGCCGGAACUCGUCUCAGGGCUCCGUGGACGUGAGUAUGGGCCACUCCAGCUUCAUCUCCCGGAGGCAUCUGGAGAUAUUCACCGCCAGCGACGACGGCACCGGUAGCGGAGAUUUCUACCUGAGGUGUCUCGGUAAAAACGGGGUGUUUGUAGAUGGAGUGUUCCUCCGACGGGGCGCCCCUCCUCUGCAGCUACCACGAAUGUGCACUUUCAGGUUCCCCAGCACAAACAUCAAGAUCACUUUCACAGCGCUGUCCAGUGGGAAGAAAGUGAAGCGCGAAGCUCCCGAGUCCCCAGUGAAACCAGUACAGCCCCAGAUCUCCCCUUUGACCAUCAACAUUCCAGACAACAUUGCUCACCUAAUGAGCCCCCUGCCAUCGCCCACUGGCACCAUUAGUGCUGCUAACUCGUGCCCCUCCAGCCCGCGGGGUGCCGGCUCAUCAGGCUACAGGAUGGGCGGGCGCAUGGUCAGCUCUGCGGAGCUGCAGCUCAUGAAUGACAACUCCCAGCCUGAGAACGACAAAGACGCCUCUGGAGGGGACAGUCCCAAGGAUGACUCAAAACCUCCGUACUCCUAUGCACAGCUGAUAGUCCAGGCCAUAACCCUGGCUCCGGACAAGCAGCUCACACUAAAUGGCAUCUACAAUCACAUCACAAAGAACUACCCCUACUACAGGACCGCAGACAAGGGCUGGCAGAACUCGAUCCGUCACAACCUGUCGUUGAACCGUUAUUUCAUCAAAGUGGCGCGGUCGCAGGAGGAGCCAGGCAAAGGCUCAUUCUGGAGGAUAGACCCGUCCUCGGAGGGAAAGCUCAUCGAGCAGGCUUUCAGGAAGCGAAGGCCCCGGGGCGUGCCCUGCUUCCGGACCCCACACGGACCUCUCUCUUCUAGGAGUGCCCCGGCGUCUCCCAAUCACUCGGGGGUUCUCUCUGCUCACUCCAGUGGCGUCCAGACCCCCGACAGCCUAUCACGAGAGGGCUCUCCGGUUCCUCUGGAACUGGAGACCUCCUCGGCUCCUGCCCCGGCGUUCACCACGGUGGUCCAGCCCAAACUGGCAGUCAUCCAGGAAGCACGCUUUGCACAAAACACAUCAGGCUCGCCUGUUAACAACCAGCCGGUACUCAUAGCAGUCCAGCGUCAGUUACCUCAAAGCAUGAAGCCAGUGACCUACACCAUGGCCUCCCCAGUGAGCACCAGCACCUCCCAGCCUGCUGUCCAGACUGUCCACGUCCUGCAGCAGAUUCCGGCCGGGUCCCUCAGCUCGGCCGCCGUCAUCACCCAGCCAGCCACCAUCAUCAAGAGCGAGCCGCAGGAGAACGGAGAGCGCACAGGGCUUAAAGUCAAAGUGGAGACAGUUCCCACCAUCACCUCUAUAGGCGGCUCCAGUCGCAUCAUCCAGACCUCCCAGUCUGGCACCGCCCUGCAGACUGUUACCAUAGUGCAGCAGGCGCCCAUGGGUCAGCACCAGCUGCCUAUAAAGGCCAUCACACAGAACGGCACCCACAGCAUCACCACUGCCAUCCAUGGACCCGCCAGCUCAGCUGUGGCGAGCCCACUCCACCUGCUGGCAGCCCACGCCUCGGCCUCGGCCUCCCUCCCUACCAAGCGACAGAACGGGGACCAGGCGGCCAGCGAACAGCCCGACGCCAAGCGCAUCAAAUCAGAGGAGGGGGCGGCAUCGCUCACCGCGGCGGACUCAGACUCGUCGGCAGCUAACAACCCAGGCCUCAACUAGUCUGUACAGCCACACACCACACAAACCCCCUCCCCCCACCACUACCACCACAACCACCUUCUUCUCCCCCCACGGUUUCUCUCUCUCUCUCUCUCUCUCUCUCUCUCUCUCUCUACACCCCCGUCGUCUCUUUUGUUUCUCCUCCUUACUACCACUGACUCCUGAGGUGCCAAACGGAGAGGAUUCUGUUUCAAUUUUUCAGUUUGGAUUUAUCUGUUCUAGAACAACACAAGAACAUAAAAUAACGUCCACCCCUUUAAAAACUGGAAUGUGGGUUGAGAUCAAAAUAAAGCAAUGGGACUAGGAUGAACUUGAAGGUGUCCCCUGUGAGCCACUAAAACAGGAGAGUGACUAAAAA